This is a messenger RNA of Microcebus murinus (gray mouse lemur), 2524 nucleotides long. Lineage: Eukaryota; Metazoa; Chordata; Mammalia; Primates; Cheirogaleidae. The record is from RefSeq and is a predicted model, not a curated record.
UUAAAAUAAAAGAGAGAAUGUGUCCUUGUGAGUAGUUGACAGGAAGGGACCUAGAGGGCUGGACACUCUUCUUAGCUUCAUCGUUCUCUCUGGUAGAGACACUGACUACUCUUCCCAACUAUAAGUCUUAUGGAGCACCAUUGAUUGAUGGUGGCAACCUAGUGGCAACCUUCGGCAUCACAUGUUACUGAUUCAUCUGGAGUAAUCUCAGCAAUCAGUUAUCAACACUUGGCUUUGAUUGAUAAACAGAGAAUGGGGCUUUGGAUCCUGGCAAUUCUUACAGUUCUCAUACAUUUCACAGCAGCUAAGUAUAGUAAACUAUCCUGGGGCCUGGAAAAUGAGGCUUUAAUUGUGAGAUGUCCCAAAAAUGAAGCAUCUCAUUACCCUGUGGAUUGGUAUUACUCAAAAACACACAAAAGUAUUCCCACACAGGAAACGAAUCGUGUGUUUUCCUCAGGCAAGAAUCUUAAGUUUCUACCAGCCAAAGUGGAUGAUUCUGGCAUUUAUACGUGCAUCAUCAGAAGUCCCACCUUCAAUAAGACUGGAUAUGCAAAUGUUACCAUAUACAAAAAACAACCGAACUGCAACAUUCCAGAUUAUUUGAUGUAUUCCACGGUGUCUGGAUCAGAAAAAAAUUCCAAAAUCUAUUGUCCUACAGUUGACCUCUACAACUGGACAGCACCUCUUCAGUGGUUUAAGAAUUGCCAAGCUCUUCAAGGAUCAAGGUACAAGGCACACAGGUCAUUUCUGGUCAUUGACAAUGUGAAGAGUGAGGACGCAGGUGAUUACACGUGUAAAUUUACACACAACGAGAAUGGUGUCAGUUACAGUGUGUCGGCAACCAGGUCGUUCACGGUGCAAGAUGAGGAAGCCUUUUCUUUGUUUCCAGUAAUUAGAGCUCCUCCACAUAAUGAAACAAAGGAAGUGGAAAUUGGAAAAACAGUGAACAUAACUUGCUUUGCUUGCUUUGGGGGAGGUGCUCAGUUCUUGGCUGUUGUUCUUUGGCAUCUCAAUGGAAGCGAAGUUAAGGACUUUGGUGAAGCAAGAAUUGAAGAGGAGGAAGGGCAAAACCAAAGUUCCAGCAAUGAGAUGACUUGUCUAACCAAGGUUUUAAGGAUAGCUGAUGUGAAGGAAGAGGACUUGUCGCUGAAGUAUGACUGUCUGGCCCUGAAUUUGCAUGGCUUGAGAAGGCACACCAUAAGACUAAGUAGGAAAAAUCCAAUUGAUCAUCAAAGCACCUACUAUAUAGUAGCAGGAUGUAGUAUCUUGUUAAUACUAAUCAGUGCCUUGGUGAUCAUCCUAAAAGUGUUCUGGAUUGAGGUUAUUCUGCUCUGGAGAGAUAUAGCUAGACCUUACAAAACUAGGAAUGAUGGAAAGAUCUAUGAUGCUUAUGUUAUUUACCCUCGGAACUACAAACCUAGUCCGGAGGGAGCCAGUCCCGUGGAGUACUUUGUUCACCAGAUUCUGCCUGAUGUUCUUGAAAAUAAAUGUGGCUACAACCUCUGCAUUUAUGGGAGAGAUCUGCUACCUGGAGAAGAUGCAGCCACUGCAGUGGAAACCAACAUACGAAAGAGCAGAAGGCACAUCUUCAUCCUGACUCCUCAGAGCGCGCACAGCAAGGAGUUUGCCUACGAGCAGGAGAUGGCCCUGCACAGCACCCUCAUCCAGAACGACUCUAAGGCGAUUCUUAUUGAAAUGAAGGCCCUGAGCGAGCCAGAUGGACUGCAGGUUGGGGGGCUUCAGGAUUCCCUCAAGCAUCUCAUGAAAGUGCAGGGCACCAUCAAGUGGAGGGAAGACCAUGUUGCCAACAAGCGGUCCCUGAAUUCCAAAUUCUGGAAGCAUGUGAGGUACCAAAUGCCUGUGCCAAGCAAACUUCCCAGAAGGACUUCUAGUUUGACUUCCCAGGAGCAACAGUGCUUGCUUGGAUGUGCUAAGGCAUCUGCUUUUAUGGAUCGCCUACCUCCUCCUAGCUGCGGUAUACCCCUGGACCAGACAUGGGCAGCUACUGGUAGCUGAGGCAUGAGGAGUGGGACUGCCAAGGGUGCUCAGGCCUAGGUUUGAUCUGGUAACUUUAUUUCCAUUUCCUAGAUUCUGGUAGGUUGCAAAAUACCCACAAUUUUUUUUCUCAGUCCUCCUCCUACUCAGCACCCCAAAUUCCUUCCCUUUCUCUCUCCACCUCCAUUAUAGGGGAGGAUAUAUUCACUGUGCUCUUUUUUUUCUCUCUCUUCAUAUUUCUUGUUCUCUUUCUCCUCAUUCCUUGUCCAUAAUCUCCAUUCUGAACAUCAGACUCAUUGUGGUACAGUCAGUUUUCAUGUCAUCUUGAAGAACAUUCUGAUCCACUCAGAACGUUGGUAGUAACUCUUGUUCCCAACAUGCCAGAAUUUCCUUAUUUAUUUCCGUGGAUCAGACGCUCAGUCUUAUCAUCCCAGUAUUGACCUCUUUGUUGGAAUACCUCAUCCCUUUGCCCCAUUAGGAUCAAGUUAUUUUCAGUUCUAAAGUUUCUUUUGUAUAUUUUUAUUCUCUU